UCGUGAGAUAGCACGUGCAUUUUUCGAAUUGGAUCUGAGUUGUUGUUCCGAGCGUGUUGAAGUCGAAGUGUGCUAAAAGUCAUGUGAAACCGUCUAGCUUUAAGGGUUCCAAAGAACAAAGUGUUAUCAUGCCAAAAACUGUUCCAAAGAGUUCCGCCAAUGAUCUCGUCGGUAGUGCCCGUAGUAGUACUAAUGGGUCGACAUCAGGUGCCAAACGAAGGCACAGUGAGCUGGAACCAAAUGGUGGGAGCGAUUCAUCCGAAUCACCCCGGAAGCGACCAAAUCGAAUCGAACCGGACCAAAGAACUGAACGACCUCAACCCAUUAACCCCGUUAUUGAUGCAGCGGCUUCGGCAAAUCCUUCACCACCCAAUUCUCCCGGUGGCGGCGUAGGACCGGACUUUCUGCUGCAAGCUCUGAGACGCAUCCAGGAGCUACAGGAUGAGAUCGAUUUUCUGGAGAAUGAUCCCUACGCGGAGGACGCCGACUCGACGGAGGAUGAUGAGUCCAGUUUCGAACAGGACCACCACCCGGCGGUUGGCUCGGUCGUGUUGGGCCACCAAGCGGAGGCAUUGGGGUUUGCCGUAUGUGCACGGGAAACUAUGGCGUUCCUCGAGCGUGAGGGUGUCUCCUCGGACGAUCCGAUGCUGGUGAAUCUAAGAAAUCGUUUGAUUGGGCGAGCCGAGCAAAAUUUGUCCUGCUGAACAUAAACGGGGGGAAGUUGUGUGAUUCUAGUCAGAAGGUGUGAGUGUGUGCUUUGGAGUGAAGUACUUGCAGUCGCGAGGAAAGAUUCUAGUCAGACCCGUUAGCUUUGUAAGGAACCAAAGUUUUUGU
Molecule: messenger RNA, 834 nt
Organism: Topomyia yanbarensis
Lineage: Eukaryota; Metazoa; Arthropoda; Insecta; Diptera; Culicidae
Exons: 1
Coding region: 129-704 (191 amino acids)
Source: RefSeq, a predicted model, not a curated record